This is a messenger RNA of Cylicostephanus goldi, 1497 nucleotides long. The record is from the annotation of a GenBank genome assembly. Lineage: Eukaryota; Metazoa; Nematoda; Chromadorea; Rhabditida; Strongylidae.
AUGCCGAGAAGUAAGCUGCUGGCUUAUUUUGAUUUGGUCAAAACUUGUCCACGGGCCAAGAAUUUGACUUGGAUCGAAGUUGCUGAGCAGUUUCAUUUUAACGGAUCAGCAUACGAACUCUUUAAGAAUAAUGGGCGACGUAUUGCGCGCAUUUAUUCCGUCAGUCCCAAAUUUAGUGAGUUAUAUGCUUUGAGAAAACUCUUAUUUUACACGCGCGGGGCUUCAUCCUUUGAAGAUAUUCGCACCGUUCGAGGUGUCCUCUACGAAACGUUCAUGGAAGCUGCUGCAGCAGCUGGUUAUGUAGAGACAGAAAAAGAGUGGGAGGAUUGUUUAGACAGUGCGUGUGAGACAGACAUGCCAACUGAUAUACGCCGGCUAUACGCACAAAUACUGCUAUAUUGCCAUCCAACAAACCCGGUUUAUUUGUGGGAAAAGUAUAAGCAAGCCAUGAGACCGCGCUCAAUUACAGAGACAGAUGACCAAUUAGAUAUGCGCUCUAUUGACCAUAUUGAUAGUAUUUUAACACGUAAUGGUAUGUCUUUGGAAGAUUGUGGGUUGAAAGUAAUCAGAGACAAUCUAAUUAAUGCCCUUGGGAACGAAAUAUCCUUGGAAAGAGAGACAUUUGAAUAUGAUACGCCUGUGCGUAAUUUCGUACUUACACGUGCGCAACAAAAAAUAGUGGAUACCAUUUUUGCUGCAUCUCUCACACCAAAAACUAACGGAAAUAAAUUGUUUUACAUUGAUGGAAAAGCGGGAUGUGGUAAAACCUACACGCUUAAUGCCCUGAUCGAUCGUUUGGAGAAAGCCGGUAAAAAGGUUUUGGCUACAGCAUCUACUGGUAUCGCUGCUACUCUUCUCAAAGAUGGUAGAACUGCACACAGCCUCUUUCGUCUUCCUUUAAAGAGUUUGAAUAGCUUAUCAGUGGCUAAUGUAGAUGCUUCUUCGCCUAUUGGUCAGACAUUGAAUGCUGUUGAUGUAAUAGUGUGGGAUGAGAUUUCAAUGCAAUCACGUUUUGUUUUAGAGUGCGUUGAACGACUUUUGCGUGAUGUAGCCUCACCGCUUGCUUCCUCUUCCUUAUUCGCUGGUGUAACAUUGGUUUUGGGUGGAGAUUGGUGUCAAUUUUUGCCCGUUCUCCAGGGAGCCACGCGUCAAGAGACUGUGGACAUUACCUUUAAACGAAGUGAAUUGUGGAAGUAUUUCAAAACGUUUACCCUUGAUGAAAAUAUGAGGUUGGGUCUCGACGAUCGCGAACACGCCGAUUGGCUCCUUUCUGUUGGUUUGGGAAAAAACUUUUCUGACGAGGAUAACAUCGUUAUACCACCUUCUUUUUGUAUGGCUACUGAAGCAGAUAUCAUUGAAUGGGUAUACAGCGCUGAUAUUUUGAAGGACCCCUCUACACUUGCAAAAGUCGCUUUAUUGACUGUUCGUAAUUGUGAUGCUGAAGAGCUUAAUUCUAAAGUACUAGAGAGAUUGCCUGGAGCCUGUGUGGAUAUCAUA